UCAGGGCAGGGAGACAAAAAACAAACUUUGCAGAGAGCCCAACUCGGGCAGCCCAGCCUGGCGUUUGGGGGCAGUGGAGAAAGUCACAAAAAGAGGCUAUCUUUAGCUCUUGUCAGAAUCAAAGAUGACACUUUGCGCGCCACCUUGAAAGACACAAAGGAGGGAAGCAUGUUUGUUAGGGUGUCAGUUUUCUCCCCUUGCCUCUUGAAACUCGGUGCGUUGGCUGGUUGCCCAAUGUGGUGCUGCAUACAAAUAUUGACAGAACACAGCGGUGUUUGUUAAACCCCGGGCUGGGGAAGCCGGUGAUUAAAACUCUUGAAGGAAGAUCCAAGAACCCCCGGGAACGCUCAUCAAUAGCCUUAGAACAUUGACCGAAUGAAAGAGAAAGCACUGAGUGGGCUAACGUGAAACACUCACCGUCCCUGUCUGCUAUGCCUUUUCGUGACCCUGGAAACAGAAGGGGAAUUCUUAUAAAUCACAAAGGAAAAUAAAUAACUUUACCCAUGGAGGGAAAGAGACAGCUUGAGAAAAGGGACUUUGGAAAAAGGUUGUCUCUAGACAGCAGUCUUGUGGAAUACAUGGACUCCAAUAAAUACAUUGAGCAUCUUCUAACUCAGCUCGAGGAACAACACAGAAAUCUAUGGAGGGAGAAAUUGGCUGUGGCCCGGCUGCAGCGAGAAGUUGCCCAAAGAGGAAGUGAGGGGGCCAUGCAUGAGAAGCUGAUGCAUGAAUUGGAAGAGGAGAGACACUUACGUCUUCAGAGUGAGAAGCGGUUGCAGGAGGUGACACUGGAGUCUGAGCGCAACAGAAUUCAGAUGCGUGGCCUCCAGCAGCAGUUCUCCAGGAUGGAAGAAACAGUACGAAAUCUACUGAAGAGUCAAGGGCCUCCAGAGCAAAAAAAAGAAGAAACUGUUAAUAUAAUGGUCUAUCAGGAAAAGCUGGCAGAGGAUUAUGGGUAUACCCUGGUGAGAGGCAGCAGGGGAUUAUGGAUGAUGAAAACUGGGCAGCAUCCUUACUGUGUAGCCAAAGUUAUGGCCAGUAAUGCGUCAGAGUUAGCGUCUGUGGUGAUGGAGAGAAUCUAUAAAGUGGUCAUCUGGUAUCUUGGAGACAAGGGCUACAAAAGGGGUUGGAUAAUCUCCAUGUGUGGGCAGUCAGGAGCAUAA
Molecule: messenger RNA, 1163 nt
Organism: Lontra canadensis (Northern American river otter)
Lineage: Eukaryota; Metazoa; Chordata; Mammalia; Carnivora; Mustelidae
Product: nck-associated protein 5-like
Exons: 9
Coding region: 504-1163 (219 amino acids)
Biological process (GO): microtubule depolymerization; microtubule bundle formation
Cellular component (GO): microtubule plus-end
Source: RefSeq, a predicted model, not a curated record